Molecule: messenger RNA, 2456 nt
Organism: Neoarius graeffei (lesser salmon catfish)
Lineage: Eukaryota; Metazoa; Chordata; Actinopteri; Siluriformes; Ariidae
Gene: scfd2
Product: sec1 family domain containing 2
Exons: 9
Coding region: 134-2185 (683 amino acids)
Biological process (GO): intracellular protein transport; vesicle-mediated transport
Source: RefSeq, a predicted model, not a curated record
CAGACAGCAUGGUGCCACGUCAUCUUUACGAGACCCAGCUGGUUUGUUUUAUUAUGAAGUCUGAGCGAAAGUUUCACUGACAGCGGGUUGUUGUUGUUUUUACCGUUUUGUCCUGUUCAGGAUCCCUGGAACAAUGUUGUCUGCAGAUGUUUUGACGUCUUUGCCCGGACAGAUGUGGGAGACGGUGCUGUCGAAGGUAAACAGAGCGGUUGUUUUCCUGGACGGGCCGUGUGCGGAGAGCCUGCACUGGAGCGGCGGGGCUGCUCUUCUGUUCGGGGCUGGAGCGCGCAAUGUCAAGAGCUUUUCCAGCUUCGAGGCCGGAGCAGAGAACGAGCCCAAAGCGGUGUUCGUGGUCAGCACGCUGCUGAAGGGAAGAACCGCGGACAUUAUAAAGGACAUCGUUGGUCAGAGCCACUUCAGGUGCUGCGUGGUGUUGACGGCUGUGCCGCACUCUGUGCACCUGCUGGCUGAGGGAGGCCCCGGGCCCGAGCUGGAGGCCCGUGUGAUGUUUACACGCUUCCAGGAGAAGCUGUGUGGGUGGAUGGGCGACGCCGAGUACACAGCAGAGGUCAUGCAUGCUCCAGUGCACUUCUCCAGGGUGUCUCCUCAGCUCCUGAUCACACCCGGUUUCUCAGACCUGUUCCCGCUGUUGGGCACAGAUCUCACAACCAUCAACAAGAAGAGGCCGGAGAAACGGCGCUUCUCCAAUCUCACCGACCUGGACAUUCACGCGCUUCCUGAAGAGCUGCAGGUGAAGAUCAGAGCUCUGGCCUCGGCUCUAAACACCCUCUUCGAGUCCUCGAACACGCGAGAAGAAAGCUUCACCGUGGGCCCCAUGAGUCGCCUGAUUGCUGCCGAACUGGCCAACCAUCCUCAGGCUAGAAACCGGAGGAAAUCCUCUGCACACAAAGCCUCUGUGGUCUUCAUUGACCGAACUCUUGAUCUCACAGGAGCUGUCGGACAUCAUGGUGAUAACCUGGUGGAGAAGAUCUUGUCCGUCUUGCCUCCGUUGCAGGGUCACGUGACUGAUGUUCAAGUGGACAUGCUGGAGCUGACGCAUCUUCAGCGCACACCGGAGGCACGGGGUGUCCUGGCACCUGGCUGCCUGGGACAGACUCAGUCUGCCGGAGCGCGGUUGCUAUGGGAGACGAUGCUCGUCGCUAAGCAAAAGGAGGCGGUGAUGGAGGUGAGGAGGCAGCUUGUGGAGGCAGCCAGCAAAGAGAACCUGCCAAUCAAAAUGAGUCUGGGCCGUGUGACAGGUGAGCAGCUCUCCUCGUAUGUGCAGUUGUUUAAGGACAGCUGGCCGGCAUUAGAGAGUCACUGUGGACUGUUGCAGCUAGCGCUAGGUACCGCUCAGACACUGCGCCACCCCGCCCUCGCCCAGUGGGACGCCUGCCUUGCCUUUGAGAGACUCCUCCUUCAGGCGCUGGGAGAGUCCAAACUAGCAGACGUCCUGAAGCAGUUUCUUCCCCUCAUGAAGUCCAGGAGUGCCUCUGGGACUGGUUCAGGUUCAGCUGAUUUCAGCAUGGAUGAGCUGCUGCUGCUGUUGGUGUACGUGUACUCUCUGGCUCAGGAGACGCAAGCAAGUGGAACGCAGGAUGAGAAGAAGGUGGAGAGAGAGAUCAUCGGGGCGCUGACACUUUUACUCACCCAGCAGACCACGCUGAGUCCUUUGGUGCAGGAUAUUACAGGAGUCUCUAGCCCUGAGGAGCUGACGACAGAGCGUGCACACACAGCAUUGGAGCGUGUGUUCGAGACAUUAAAGAGCCUGGGCCGAGCCCGUGAGCACCUGAAGCAGCUCCGCUCUGUAUACAGCGCUGGCGAUGGUUCACACCAGGCGACGUAUCGUCCAUUCAUAAAGCAGGUUCUGGAGGAAAUCUUCAACCCAAGCCGACCAGAGUGCCCAGAUAUAGAGCAUGCUUCUGGAGGACUUACCGACCUGCUAAAGACUGGUUUCAGCAUGUUUAUGAAGGUCAGUCGGCCCCAUCCGAGUGAUCAUUCAUUGCUGAUUCUCUUCAUGGUGGGUGGAGUCACUGCAUCGGAGCUCCGCCUUAUCCGUGAGGUCGUCUCUACGCAUAAGACAGGGACACAGGUUUUGGUGAUCUCGACAAGGCUACUGAGGCCAGCUGAUAUUCCACACCUGCUCUUCAGCACUGACAGACUCUCACCUGAUAUAGGAGUGUGAGAAGAGAAAGCAGAGACCACACACUCCUGAAGACACACACAUUGCAGACUAGAAGCCUGUGAGAUAUUUUUACUUACCAGACACCAACACGAAUGCUUCUGUAGUGUGCGUGUAUGCUUUGGUAAAAGUGUGUAUUUUGCUCUAAAGAGACUAAAAAAAAAAAAAAAGUACGCUGGAGGCAGAUGCGAAGGGCACUUAAUUUGUAAGCUGUUGAAAUAAAUACGAGAAUAAAUGCAGUGUGGGGAUGGUGUUCGACGUGUUGGUGCUCACA